Messenger RNA from Capsicum annuum, 1850 nucleotides. RefSeq lists its product as uncharacterized. The record is from RefSeq and is a predicted model, not a curated record. Lineage: Eukaryota; Viridiplantae; Streptophyta; Magnoliopsida; Solanales; Solanaceae. The coding region runs from base 139 to 498 and encodes 119 amino acids. The transcript has 2 exons.
UUUUUUAGGUUAUAAAUAUGUAAACCAGGCAGCAAAUCUAAGGCAAGACUUUCAAGUGUUGGAAGCAAGUCUCCUCUCUUGUAAACAAAUACUUUUGAAUAUUUAAUAAAAAAACAGAUAUAUUUCUAAGGAAAAGCUAUGGAUGAACAAAGCUCAGAACUAUCAAACCUACAAGAACAGAUUACAUAUCAAGACAAAGCUACACAGACUGAUAUAACAGAAGAGGAUACAUUAGAAAAGAUACUCAAAACCCUAACUACACUUUCAUUGAAAGUGGAUAGUAUGGAAAAUGAGAUAGAAAAGCUAAAGACUAAUGAAGAUAAACUGAAGUUUAUAGCUAUAAGUCAGCCGCAUGACUAUAAAGAUGCUGAGCUAUGUCGAUCGGAAGACAUCAAAAAUCCAGAGCUAAAAAGAGAUGUUGGGACACUCCAUAAAACCCAUAACGUUUAUCAAUCUACAAUUACAGGUACAAGCAAAGGAGUUAGUGGACAAAGAUAGCAGAACAUGAAUAUGAACAUGAACAAGAUAUUUGAAAAACCAUUUGUACCUAAGACACAAAAAACCCCCUUGUUCAUACCCCCACAAACUACCACAUAUCGAGAAAGUUUGAACCAAGAUAAAGAACCCUAUAACCAUAUAACUCGAGCAUACAUAAAAAAUAUCCACAAAAUACAAACCUUUCUAAAUCACAAUCUCAAAGCUAAAGAUAUCCAAGAACCAAACACAGACUAUAUAACCCAAAGACUACAAGGUUACAAUAAGUUAAUCGCACUACCAAAAACCAACCCAAACUUAGUUAAAACUUGCUUCAGUUAUGGACUACUAAAUACCAUAUAUACCCAGGACGGAAACGAACUAACAACUAUACCAGAACUAUAUAAAGCAUUUGCCACUUAUAAAAAAAUAACCAGAGGAAAUCUAUUUUUUGUAAAGUUUUAUAUUGCACCAACGGAGAUACUAUAUGACGAAAUUAAACCAGUUAUACAAGUUGUAAAAAUAUGAUUAACCAGAGAUAUGAUUAUAUCGGAAGAUAUUGUUCAACAACCAGAGAUACCUAAAGUUGAGAUACCUGAUUUUUAUGCAAAUAAACGAAUUAUAAGAAUAUCUACAAUUGUUUAAGAAUUAGCAAAUAAUUAUCUCAAUGGAAACCCUAUGUGGAGCUACUUUUCAAGAGAACAAUUAAUGACCUAUUCAAAUUCAAAGGAGCUACGACAGCCAGAUAUGGAAGAAGCUAGACAAUGGAUUAUGACGUUGCUCGAACCAGAGAAACAACCAACUACAAGGACAAUUAAAAAGGAAUUUAUUUCAGAAGAGAUAUUGACCAGAUAUUGCAAGUUAAUUGGACACAAAUAUCCAGAUCAUCUAUGUUUGAGAUGUAAUGGAGAAAAUAAUAUUAUCCUAAAAGUUCAACUAGAAUAAAAGAAGAUAAGAACGUCAGCUGAAAGAUAGCAAAAAGAUAAAAAAUAACGGAGCAAUAAUAGAAAAAUAAAGAAAAAAGACAAAGAGACAAGAUAUUUAAAUUACGAAACCGACAUGUGAAUAAAUUACAUAACUUGCUUGACUUUCCUUUAUGUAAAGAUACUGUAUAGCCAUCAUUAUUGACUUUUUUUUCGCAAAAGUGUCACUAUUGUAUAACUUUAAUAGUUUUGUCCUUUAGGAUUAGAAUUUUAUUAUGUAGAAGACUUUUGUAAAGAUAAUUUAAGUCUUUUCUUGUAAAGCUUACAGGUGUAAAGUUAAGAAAAGUAGUUUACGAGUUUUAAGAGAUUAUAAAUAUGUAAGUCAUUCGGCAAAGUUAAGGCAAGAUAUAUUUUUUGAAUAUAUAAUAAAAACAGAUAUAUUUCUAAAGAAAA